AUGUCGACGAAGCACGGACAAAAGGUUGAUCAAGGAAUCAUGGCCUGUCUAGUUCAACUAUACGCUUUAUGGGGCCAGGCCACAGAAUGGUUAUUUGAGCCUUCCAUCACAAGCACUCUACCGCCAUGGCAGGCUGGAUCUACCCUCUCGAUGCUGGAGUCCAAGUGGAUGCAGUUCGAAAUCCAGUUUGCGGAUACCCAUCGCUACAUUAAUGUCGACUUCAAGCGACGUGCUCGAGAAGAGCGACAGUCUCACCGCUACCUGUCGAGUUGGCUCUGCGUCCAAUUCCUCUUCCAUUCCAUACAGUGCCUUCUGCACCGGCCUUUUGUUACGAUGAUCAAGCUCCGUCACCUGAAAGAGCACACCGGAAACCAAAACCCAAGAAUCGCAUUACUUGUGAACGAGGAAUAUCGGGUAGAUAAGGUAUAUGAGUUAGCUGCUCGGCAUCAAAACUAUGGCUCGUUGUUCUACAACCAAGACGGAUUUUCCGGGGCAUUGUCUACCAUGCCAACCCCAUCAAACCUACCGAGAAUGUCAAGCUCUGAUGAAGCUCUGAUGUGGGAUAUUCUGGAUCUCACCUCCUCAUCGAGCUUCAACAAACCAGCAAAUACUGGACGCUUGACUACACAUAAUGCAAAAACGAUGACAAAUGGGCCCGAUGCCCCGGAGCAGGGCUCAGACGACGAGGAUCCCACAACAGGCCAAGAGCAAGUCUCAGUGACUCCAGGCUUUCUUGCCCAGGACCAAGAACUUAUGGGACAGGCAUCAGCAUCCCGCCCACUGAAGGAGCCUUCAUCAGAUUGGCUAUCCUCAAAACAAGGUGGGCAUAACGCUGUGGCAGCUGUUCCUGAUAUACCUGAUUGGAUGAUCUUUGGAGACUUCACAGAGCAUCUUUGA
Molecule: messenger RNA, 897 nt
Organism: Penicillium maclennaniae
Lineage: Eukaryota; Fungi; Ascomycota; Eurotiomycetes; Eurotiales; Aspergillaceae
Product: Transcription factor
Exons: 3
Coding region: 1-897 (298 amino acids)
Cellular component (GO): nucleus
Source: RefSeq, a predicted model, not a curated record